Messenger RNA from Lytechinus pictus (painted urchin), 4711 nucleotides. RefSeq lists its product as uncharacterized. Bases 191 to 1441 code for a protein of 416 amino acids. The transcript is spliced from 5 exons. Gene Ontology annotation, molecular function: flavin adenine dinucleotide binding; sarcosine oxidase activity. Lineage: Eukaryota; Metazoa; Echinodermata; Echinoidea; Temnopleuroida; Toxopneustidae. The record is from RefSeq and is a predicted model, not a curated record.
AAUAACAAUGCUGUCUGAUGAGACAAGGCGUGCGCAAUAACAAUGUUCAACAACGAAUCUACCGUACUAAUUCAAUUUGUAUCGAUCUGGCUGGAGCUAUAGCUCCAUGGAUCUAGUUAAAAUUGCUACUGUGCAGUACUAGAUCUCGGCCGCGCCGGCCAGUUUCCCUAGCUAGGCCUCAGUGUUGACGAUGGGAGAAGAUACCGUGUAUGACGUUUGCGUGAUAGGAGCUGGUAUGGUGGGGUCAGCUGCUGCCAAAUGGCUUUGUAAAUUGCAACGGGAAACUAAAAUCUGUCUGGUUGGGCCUCAAGAACCUACAGAAGAGGAAUGGCAGUCUGAAAAGCGAGAAAUAUUUUCAUCUCACUAUGAUGAAGGCAGACUGACAAGGGAAAUUGAUGAGAGUCCAAUUUGGGGUAUCCUUGCCAGAAGAUCAAUUCAGCGAUACAGACAAAUUGAAAAGGAAAGUGGCAUAAAUUUCUACCAUGAAGUUGGUUGUAUACACGCUUAUGGGGAGGAUUGUGCGAGUUUUCUUAAAACAGUCGAGAAUGUGCAACAGAUGGGACAGAUUUACUACCAAUCUUUAAAUGCAUCCGGUCUUCAAGCGCAGUUUCCCUACCUACACGCAGAGAAGAGCUGGCAAAUUCUGUACAACUUCAAAAAUGCAGGCUACGUCAGAGCGAGGAAAUUUGUGGCAGCUCAACAGAAAAUAGCUGCAUCUCAUGGGUGUGAUAUCAUCAAUGAUGUCGUGAUUAAUCUCCAAGACGACGUGAGAGAGGGGAGACGAAAGGACAGUUUUGUAAAGAUUGUGUGUAAAAGUGGCCGUGAUGUUAAAGCCAAACGCGUACUGCUCUGUACAGGUGCCUUUUCCAACAGCUAUGACUUGUUACCAAAGGGCAAACAGAUUGAGUUCUUUCCCAUAGAGGUGUCGGUGGUAAAAGCUGAAUUGAAGAAGGAGGAUGCGCUGAAAAUGGCAGACAUGCCAGGAAUCCUGUCCAGAAUACCAGGAAAAGAAUGCUACAUACUGCCUCCAAUGAAAUAUCCAAACGGAAAAUAUUACAUCAAGAUAGGAGGAUACAACACUGACUUCACUGUUCUGGGUAGUCACCAAGAGAUUGUAAAUUGGUUCCGAUCACAAGCUCAGUAUGAAGACGAUACAAACGAAGCUAUUGAUCUCUUGAAACUUAUGGUUAAAGGUUUGCAUCCAGUCUCUUUGAUAACCGCUUCCUGCGUCAGCUCUCACACACCAACCAAACUCUUUUAUUGUGACAUGAUAACACCACACGUAGGAGCUCUGAUGGGUAUGUCUGGUCAAGGGGCAAAAUCCAGCGAUGAGAUUGGUCGCAUGGGGGCGAAGAUGAUUGCCAAGGGCUCCUGGGAUUACGAUCUUCCAGCAGGACUCUUCAGCUUGAAGUACAAGAAAGCUGAUAAUGCUAAACUCUAAUGAGAUGGGGCAAUAGACUCAUUGAAAUAUCUGAAUUAUUAAAGCAAUAUUUUCUAGAGUUUUUAUUCAAGAUUUAUUACUUUAUGACAUACAUGAAAUAAUCCUAUCAUGGGAGAAGUAACCAUGUUAAAGAUAUCAGGAGAUGUUAAGCUAUGAUUAGAUGAAUCAUGGAAAUCAUCUGAAAUAUUGAGCAAUAUAUUUUUUAGAAACUGCAGAAAUUUUUUAGCUGAUAUAAAGGAAAAUACAUUCUAUUAUCACAUGAUCAUAUCAUAGCAAACAGCAUCAUGUAAAGAUAGAAGCAAACUGUGAUAAGAUAUGGUGGCAAUAUAGUCAAAUAAAUACAUGUGACCCAUUUCAUAAAACAUGUGAAAAUAACCUAUUUGCAAUAACAGUUUAUAGCAACUGAAAUCAUUCCAUUUGAUUGGCUGACAGUAAACUUGUUUUAUAAACAUUAUAACAAGUCUUUUUGAAACAGGACCCUGAUAUUUUAUGUUUUCAGAUAAUUGGCAAUUCCAUAGAAAUUGUCCAACAUAGAUGGAGUUGGUAAUACUUUAUAUAGUUGUAAUAACCUGGUACAAAGAAUAAUAUGCUAUGAAAAGGACCUUGAACCUCAUUGGGAAAAGCAAAAUUAUAGCAAUUAUAUAUUUUCCCUUCAGUGGCAGUAUAACAGAGAGAUAUGUCCUAAUUUCAAAGGAAAAGCCAAGUAUUUUAUACAUGUAUUUUUCUUAUUAUAUAAAUUGUUUUACUUAAUACUGUAUUUUCUUGCCUAUUCUUGUCAUUGAAGCAAAUCAAUUAACCAUCUUAAGUGAAAAUUUAUAUUUGUGACAGAUUUUAAAAUAAUGUCCGGAAAAUCAUUCAAUAUUUUACCUCUUUCCCUUUCAUUUCCUUUCUGGGAUGGUAUUUCACUACUGCUCCCUCUCUAGUAAUUCUGCAAUGUCAUCUUGAUGGCAUGGGUCUGAUUCUGCUUUGAGUCACCAGUCAUCUUGAUGGCAUGGGUUCAUAUCCCACUGCUGCCACCACUCUUGUAAGUCUGAUUCUGCUUUGAGUUAUCAGUCAUCUUGAUGACAUGGGUUCAUAUCCCACUGCUACCACCACUCUUGUAAGCCUGAUUCUGCUUUGAGUUAUCAGUCAUCUUGAUGACAUGGGUUCAUAUCCCACUACUACCACCUCUUGGAAGUCUGAUUCUGCUUUGAGUUAUCAGUCAUCUUGAUGACAUGGGUUCAUAUCCCACUGCUACCACCACUCUUGUAAGUCUGAUUCUGCUUUGAGUUAUCAGUCAUCUUGAUGACAUGGGUUCAUAUCCCACUGCUACCACCACUCUUGGAAGUCUGAUUCUGCUUGUAGUCACCAGUCAUCUUGAUGGUAUGGAUUCUUAUCCCACUGCUGCCACCACUCUUGUAAGUCUGAUUCUGCUUUGGGUCACCAGUUAUCUUGAUGACAUGGGCUUAUAUCCCACUGCUACCACCAGUCUGAUUCUGCUUUGAGUCACCAGUCAUCUUGAUGGUAUGGGUUCUUAUCCCACUGCUGCCACCACUCUUGUAAGUCUGAUUCUGCUUUGAGUCACCAGUCAUCUUGAUGACAUGGGUUCAUAUCCCACUGCUACCACCACUCUUGUAAGUCUGAUUCUGCUUUGAGUUAUCAGUCAUCUUGAUGACAUGGGUUCAUAUCCCACUGCUACCACCACUCUUGGAAGUCUGAUUCUGCUUGUAGUCACCAGUCAUCUUGAUGGUAUGGGUUCUUAUCCCACUGCUGCCACCACUCUUGUAAGUCUGAUUCUGCUUUGGGUCACCAGUUAUCUUGAUGACAUGGGCUUAUAUCCCACUGCUACCACCAGUCUGAUUCUGCUUUGAGUCACCAGUCAUCUUGAUGGUAUGGGUUCUUAUCCCACUGCUGCCACAACUCUUGUAAGUCUGAUUCUGCUUUGAGUCACCAGUCAUCUUGAUGACAUGGGUUCAUAUCCCACUGCUACCACCACUCUUGUAAGUCUGAUUCUGCUUUGAGUUAUCAGUCAUCUUGAUGACAUGGGUUCAUAUCCCACUGCUACCAUCACUCUUGGAAGUCUGAUUCUGCUUUUAGUCAUCAGUCAUCUUGAUGGUAUGGGUUCUUAUCCCACUGCUGCCACCACUCUUGUAAGUCUGAUUCUGCUUUGAGUCACCAGUCAUCUUGAUGACAUGGGUUCAUAUCCCACUGCUGCCACCACUCUUGUAAGCCUGAUUCUGCUUUGAGUCUGAUUCUGCUUUGAGUUAUCAGUCAUCUUGAUGACAUGGGUUCAUAUCCCACUGCUACCACCACUCUUGGAAGUCUGAUUCUGCUUUGAGUCUGAUUCUGCUUUGAGUUAUCAGUCAUCUUGAUGACAUGGGUUCAUAUCCCACUGCUACCACCACUCUUGUAAGUCUGAUUCUGCUUUGAGUUAUCAGUCUUUGACUAUAUUGCCACCAUAUCUUAUCACAGUUUGCUUCUAUCUUUACAUGAUGCUGUUUGCUAUAUGCUGUCAUCACUCUUGUAAGUCUGAUUCUGCUUUGAGUCACCAGUCAUCUUGAUGGCAUGGGUUCAUAUCCCACUGCUGUCAUCACUCUUGUAAGUCUGAUUCUGCUUUGAGUCACCAGUCAUCUUGAUAGCAUGGGUUCAUAUCCCACUGCUGUCACCACUCUUGUAAGUCUGAUUCUGAUUUGAGUCUGAUUCUGCUUUGAGUCGUCAGUCAUCUUGAUGACAUGGGUUCAUAUCCCACUGCUGUCACCACUCUUGUAAGUCUGAUUCUGCUUUGAGUUUUAUGGUAUAAGAAAAGGAGCAAAGUCCCUGUUUUAUCGACCGCUUCAGUUUCAGAAAAAUACUGAAAUUUAUGUCAAUAUUGAAUUGUAAAGAAUGGGAGAAGGGCUUCAAAAAAGAGAAAAAUGUGAUUCAAUGCAUAUGCUAAUACAUAACUCUCGGUACUCACAUUAACAAUUGCUACUUGAAGCCCUCUCUGUGAAUUUCUAUGAACUUAGUACUCAAACAAAAUUAGAAAAUUAUUUUUAUUCCAUAUUUCAUGUGAUAAAUACAAUUAUUUUAUAUUUUAUAAAAUGAAAUAAAAAGAAAUAAGUGAGUGUGUGUUGAUCAUUUCCCUCAUAGGAAUACCGCCUAUAAUGUGAAUAUCACUUGUGAAAACAAGCAAUUCCUUUUUCUUUAUAUGAGCAAUUUUUAUUUUAAAUGCCUUUCUGAUAUUGCAACUUUAGUGCUAAUCUUGUCGAUUUAUAGAGCUGUAAUGAAACAUUUAUUGUAGAGAUAUCUUUG